This is a messenger RNA of Notolabrus celidotus (New Zealand spotty), 1797 nucleotides long. RefSeq names its product Golgi reassembly-stacking protein 1-like. Gene Ontology annotation, biological process: Golgi organization. The record is from RefSeq and is a predicted model, not a curated record. The transcript has 9 exons. Bases 222 to 1436 code for a protein of 404 amino acids. Gene Ontology annotation, cellular component: Golgi apparatus. Gene Ontology annotation, molecular function: protein binding. NCBI's taxonomy places the organism in Eukaryota, Metazoa, Chordata, Actinopteri, Labriformes, Labridae.
ACCUUCAAGGUCGUCUAAUCGAUCUCUGCACAGCUCUGUUGCUCUGGCAUCUUUAUUUAUCAGCCUUGCCUGGCCCUGAAGCGCAGGCUGCUGCCACUCUACCUCUGCUGUCGGCGCUAGCUAGCUUUGAAUCAGCUGUAUGCUUUCAGUAAUGCCUUCCAACAUCUCUCUACCUCAGUGACAAUCCAGGCAGUGAUAACACCACGCACCUGCUAAAGGCCAUGGGUCUGCCACAGAGCUCCUUUCUGACGGACGGGGGGACUAACUAUGGAUAUCAUGUGCACGGGAUUCAAGAGGACUCCCCUGCUCUGAGAGCUGGGCUGGAGCCUUUCUUUGACUUCAUUCUCUCCAUUGGAAAUACAAGACUUAACAAAGAGAGCGACUUGCUGAAAGACCUGCUCAAAGCCAAUAUGGAGAAAGCAGUCAAACUGGAAGUGUACAACUCUAAAACCCAGCGGGUGAGGGAGCUGGAGGUCACGCCCAGUAACAUGUGGGGCGGUCAGGGUCUGCUGGGUGCGAGUGUCCGGUUCUGCAGUUUUGAGGGAGCCAAUGAGAAUGUUUGGCAUGUCUUGGAUGUUGAAUCCAGUUCUCCCGCAGCUCUGGCCGGCCUUAAUGCUCACAGUGACUUCAUUGUGGGAGCUGACCAGGUGUUACAAGAUUCUGAGGAUUUCUUCUCCUUGAUUGAAGUCAACGAGGGCAAACCCCUGAAGCUGCUGGUGUACAACACGCAGACUGACCAGUGCAGAGAGGUGGUGGUGACUCCAAAUGGAGCGUGGGGAGGAGAGGGAAGUUUAGGCUGUGGCAUUGGCUAUGGCUACUUGCACAGAAUCCCGACUCGUCUGGCUCAACCCAGCACCCCCGAAAAGACAGCUCAGCAAUCGCCUGUGAUUCUUCACGACAGUGAAGAGCCGGUUCCAAGUGAACAGACCGAGGUGCCUUCAGCAGCUGAGCUCAGCCCGUCCAGCGCCAGUGAAAUAGAUUUGAAUCAAAUCAAAGAAGCUGAGCAGGGCUUGUGUGAAACCUCAACCACACAGCCAGACGUAGACUUGGAUAGACUAGAUCUCUCCAACAUACCCGAAACUAAGUCUCCAGAUUUGUCAGACAUCGACAUGGGCCAGAUCUCCAUGUUUGCUAAUCAUGGAGAUGACUCUUGUGAUCAGAGUAGCCUGGAAACCUCAUCGGUUGACCAAAGACCACCGUCUCCAGAGAGAGAAGAAGAAUCAGAGACCCAGGAGGCAGAGCAGGGAGGUGUAAGUGACACGAUCACUACCACUUCUCCAAGCACAGAAACAGCGAGCAACCUCGUAGGCCUUGAAGAUGCCACAGAGAACCCGAGUGACUCGAGCAUCCCGGUGUCGCAGGAUACUAUUUCUGAGCCUGCCAGCUCUGCCGGUGUUGUCGAUGACACGCCAGAGACUGCAGAGGCACAAAGCUAAGAACACAGCAGUACCACAGCAUAUGUGAGCAGUUAAGACUCAUAACGGAUUAUUGUUGCAUUAGAUAGGAUGUAGAGCACAUUCUGAUAGAGAGCACUUCCAUCAUGAUCGUACGCUUCAUAACUGGAAUGUUUUUAUUUUAGUUUCAGAGUUUUGUUUGUAUUCAGGUACCAUCCCUGCAUGCUUGAUUGCACAUUGAAGGAAGCUCAUAUGUUAAACUUGAAAAGAGGCAGGUAGUUCUGAGCUGAAUGUAUACUAACGUUUAUGCAUAUUGAAUGUAAAGCAGGAUGAAGCCUUAGCUGAGUGUUCGCUGCUGUUAAAAGUCAUCCUAGUUUGCACUAAAAGCCAAAGGUAGGAAUCA